Molecule: messenger RNA, 2533 nt
Organism: Austrofundulus limnaeus
Lineage: Eukaryota; Metazoa; Chordata; Actinopteri; Cyprinodontiformes; Rivulidae
Gene: glrbb
Product: glycine receptor, beta b
Biological process (GO): monoatomic ion transmembrane transport; chloride transport
Cellular component (GO): postsynaptic membrane
Molecular function (GO): transmembrane signaling receptor activity; extracellularly glycine-gated chloride channel activity
Source: RefSeq, a predicted model, not a curated record
GCUCUCCAUGCUUCCACGCUGCCGCUACUGCGCAUGUUGCAUGACAGGUACACGCAAAGCCUCCAUCUUGGGCAUCCCGAGCUGAGGCGAAAGGGCAGCAGCCAUACAUAUUUUUUUACACACCGAUUCAGAAAAACAACAACAACAACAACAAAGCAAAGAACGGAGGAGAAGAAAGAAAAAUGGCAAAUUGCCGAGAUGAAACUUUYCCCCCCCGUUUCUAAAGAAAACCAGCCCGCUCAACAAAUUGCUCCACAGAAAUGAGCGGAUAACAGAAUGGGACUGAAAGACAGCGACGGGUCUGGGAGGCUCUSAUAACCCGUUUUCUUCUUCUUUUUUUUCCCAGCUUUGUGAGGACCUGCAGGUGACACUUCCCCCGGCACCUCUCUCAGAAUGGACAGGAAGAAGUUCGCCAUCUUUCUCCUCGUUCUUUUUCUUUGUCUUUCGGGCGGAUCUGCUAAAGAAAAGGGAGCCAAGAAAGGAAAGAAGAAAGGAAAGCAGGUUUACUGUCCAUCACAGCUGUCAUCCGAGGAUCUGGCUCGAGUCCCUGCGAAUUCAACCAGUAACAUCUUGAACAGGUUACUGAUCAGCUACGAUCCCAGGAUAAGGCCGAACUUCAAAGGGAUUCCUGUGGAAGACAGAGUGAACAUUUUCAUCAACAGCUUUGGCUCCAUUCAAGAAACAACCAUGGAUUACAGAGUGAACAUUUUCCUGCGGCAGCGCUGGAACGACCCAAGGCUGAAGCUGCCUCAGGACUUCAAGUCAGAUUCGCUCACCGUUGAUCCCAAGAUGUUCAAGUGUCUUUGGAAACCUGACCUGUUCUUCGCUAAUGAGAAGAGCGCUAACUUCCAUGAUGUCACCCAGGAGAACAUUCUCCUCUUUAUCUUUCGCAACGGAGAUGUUCUCAUCAGCAUGAGGUUGUCAAUCACUCUUUCUUGUCCACUGGAUCUGACUUUGUUUCCAAUGGACACUCAAAGGUGUAAAAUGCAACUUGAAAGCUUCGGCUACACAACAGACGACCUGCAGUUCAUGUGGCAGACGGGAGACCCAGUGCAAAUGGACGCUAUCGCUCUUCCACAGUUUGAUAUCCGACAAGAAGACAUUGAUUAUGGAAACUGCACCAAAUUUUAUGAAGGAACAGGCAUCCUCUCAGUACUCUCCUUGUCUUCUGAGUGCACCUCCUUAGCGUCGGAGCUCCCCAAAGUGUCCUACGUCAAGGCCAUUGAUAUCUGGCUUAUUGCUUGCCUGCUGUUUGGUUUCGCUUCGCUGGUGGAGUACGCGGUGGUUCAAGUGAUGCUGAACAGCCCGAAGCACAUCGAGGCAGAGAAAGCCAAGAUAGCGUCCAAGGAGAAGGCUGCAGGAAAAAGCCCCGCCGCCAAGAGCAACRCCAACAACGGAACCGGAGGGACCCCGCUUCACGUCAGCACCUUGCACGUUGGAGAGACCCGCUGCAAGAAGGUGUGCACGUCUAAAUCCGAUCUGAGGACCAAUGAUUUCAGCAUUGUUGGCUCUCUCCCACGGGACUUUGAGCUGUCAAAUUUUGACUGCUACGGGAAACCCAUUGAGACUGGUUCUGGUUUUGGUAAAUCGCAGGCAAAGAACAAGAAACCGCCUCCUCCGAAACCGGUCAUCCCCUCUGCUGCCAAAAGGAUUGACCUGUAUUCUAGAGCGCUCUUCCCCUUCUCCUUCCUCUUCUUUAAUGUGAUUUACUGGUCUAUAUACUUGUGAUUGUCUUGUAUUAUUACCCCUUGAAUCCAAUUUUAUUGGUUCUUUAUUGGUCCAAUUGCAUACAAACUUCAGUUUGAAGGUGUGCAUCAAGAAAUGUGAGCCUUACCACCACUAAAUUACUGCUGAGAAGAAAAUCAAAGUACUAUGUGUUAUUGAAUUGUAAGAACAAUUAAUUUGUUUAUAAAAAUGGUAUUUCCUAUUUUUGCUCAGAUAUUUAUAUUGUAUCUUAUACUGAAAUAAAUCACAUAUUUAUAGUUGUAUUUGAGAGAGAAAUGCAGGAUUGCUAAAUUCAAACUGUUGUGAUGAAUGAUGUAGAAACAAAUCCACAAAGACUGAGUGUGGAAGAAAWGAGCUAAAGGAUGUUAUGUUGAAGACUGUUUGCUUAAAGCUGUUUUCUUCUUUUGCCCUUGCCCAAUGGGUGUUUGCUUACAAGUUUGAAAAGUAUUUUAUUUAAGCUUCAAAUGCAAAGUGCAACAUCGUAAUUACCUCGCAUGUUAAAAAUACUGCAUGUAUUUAAAAGUUUCAGAUAUAAAUAUAUAAAUAAAAUAUUUAUGAAAUGUUACUAUUCUUAUGAUUUGCUCUUGGGAAGAGAGAAAAAAAAAGAAGCAAGUGAAAAUGUAAAACACUCCUCCUGUCCAGAUGGUUACGUGACACUGCCACUUCUCCAGUUAAUAUUGACAUAUCCCAGCUGUGCAAAUGGGUCACUUGUGAGCUGUGACCUUGUAUUUGUGAAAUUUGCAAUAAAAUAAAUGAUCAAAUGACUUUUCACCAUUUGAUGUUAUUAAAAAUAAACACAGAAACUUGA